This is a messenger RNA of Coffea arabica (coffee), 861 nucleotides long. NCBI's taxonomy places the organism in Eukaryota, Viridiplantae, Streptophyta, Magnoliopsida, Gentianales, Rubiaceae. The record is from RefSeq and is a predicted model, not a curated record.
AUGGCUGAUGAACUGGAGGAAGUGCUGAAAAAGUUUGCUCUGUCUAAUUUGGAGCAGAAUGGAGCAUGGUUAGAAAUGGAUGAUAUAGAUAUAGGAAUCACUGAGUGUAAAAAUAGCAUCAUUGGGAAGAUCAGAGGGGAAAAAGUUGCAAACUUCACAGGUGUGAAGAAUUUCGUUACGGCAGCCUGGGGCUACCCCAAAGAUCUCACUAUGACUGAGUUGGGGCCUAACCUGUUUCAAUUUUUCAUUCCAGACGCUGAGAGCAGAUUGAGAAUACUUGGCGGUAGACCAUGGUUGAUUGAUAGUCAGAUACUCGUACUAAAUAGGUGGGAGGCAGGAAUUGAGGAAAAUACAGAGGCCUUCAAAUAUGCUCCACUAUGGGUACAAGUAUGGAAUUUGCCCAUUCACUGGUUAUCUAAGGAAGUUGGGAGGAAGAUCGGGAAAGUUUUUAGAGAGGUGAAGGAGGUGUUAAUUUCCCACUCUGGUGGCAAAGAAGGGAAGCACCUUAAGCUGAGGAGCUAUGGGAAUAACAUAGAACAGGAAGCCAAUCCUGUUAGGAAUGAGAGGGUCCAGAACCUAACCUUGACCAAGAGCACAGACAGGGUGGAGGAAUACAAUGAAAUGCCUAUGGAAAGGAUACAGGAAUCAGGUAAGGAAGAUGAGGAGCUAUUGGAUGCACAAGAGACUGAUAAGAGAGGGGUGGAAAGAGAUAAUGAGGAUAAAUAUGGAACAAGUUCAGAAAUGUGUGGAUUGGAGAAUGAGUCACCUGUAGAAGUGAAUCCCGCAGUAUCAGGAGAAUUAGGGAAUAUGAAGCUGGAAAAGAGAAUAGAGGAUGGUAAAGCUCUAGUUAUUGAGAUGUAG